This is a messenger RNA of Volvox carteri f. nagariensis, 1890 nucleotides long. RefSeq lists its product as uncharacterized. The transcript is spliced from 11 exons. Bases 1 to 1890 code for a protein of 629 amino acids. Lineage: Eukaryota; Viridiplantae; Chlorophyta; Chlorophyceae; Chlamydomonadales; Volvocaceae. The record is from RefSeq and is a predicted model, not a curated record. Gene Ontology annotation, molecular function: protein binding.
AUGCCGUCCGGCGCUUCUGCUGCAAGCGCGCAAAUGCAGCACCUCCGAGACCAGCUAGAGGUGCUCGUGGAGCAACUUUCCCGCCUGGCGGACGCAAAGCGAAUGUACGGUAAUGUACGACCAGGCAGUAGGGGAUGGUCGCGCCACGGUGGAUGCUCGCAGGAGGCGGCCGCGUCGCCGGCGGCGGGGACAGCCGAAGAGCAACACCAUCAGCAUCAGCAAGAGCAUCAGCAGCGGCGGCGGGAUGAGGAGGAUGAGGGGGACGAGGAGGAUGUGGAGGUGUUGUUGAGGCGGGCCGAGAGCUGCAGCUCCCGCAUGUUGGCGCUGUUGGCUGAUGAGCCGGCGGCCGCCACCUCCCACUUGCCGCUGAGGGGAGCGGCGCUGCUGGCGGCGGCGCUGUCGUCGUACUUGCGUGGAGGCGGCACCUCGGAUGCGGCUCUUAGUGGACUGCAGGCGGCGGUGAAGCUGAGGCCACUGAACCCCAGUGCCUGGAACUGCCUGGCGCACAGCUACUGGGAGAGGGGGGACCUGUUCAUGGCGGGUUGCUGCCUCAGCUCGGGAGUACGGCACUGCCCCAGUGUGGCAGGACAUCAGAUGAUGUCAUUGCUGGUACGACAACAGGGCGGCGCGGCGGGGGCGGCACUGCUGCAGCAACAGCAGCAGCAGCAGAAGGCGCUACGAAGUGGGGUAGGCGAGGCGGCCGCCGCCACAUCAGGAGGUGGUGCCGGUAGUGGUGGCGGCGGCGGCGGCAUAUCGAGCGACGGGAGUUCUUCGCUGUCGUACGCGUUGACGGCCAGUUUGGCUCACGCACGACGGGCGUUAGAGCUGGAUUUGGAAAACGGCUACAGCUGGUAUGUCCUGGCGAUGGCCCAGAUGGCCGACUACUUCCGCGGCGAUCACCGCCUCCCGGUAGUGGUGGUGCCGGCGGGCGGGGGGGGAGGAGGAGCAGCAACGGCGGCGGCGGCGGCGGGGGGGGUACUACUGGGUCCCGUGUCCUCCGCUGCUCCCCCCGGCGGCACUGGCGGCACUGGCGGCGGCAGCAGCUCCCUGCGAGCUCGGGGCAGUCGCGGAGAUUUGCCGCGGGUGCUGGCGGCGUUUGCGCAGGCUGAGCGCUGCGGCUGCUCCGACCUGCCCGACCUGUACUACAACAGGGCGGCCCUCAACGCCUUCGCACAGGAUUUCGGAGCGGCAUUGAUGGACUACUCACGUGCGGCCUCCCUGGACCCCAGUCUCCCCGCCCGCUCCCAAAUGGACUCUCUUGUCGUACUGCUGAGUCAGCUGAGCGGGCUGGUGGCAGCACGGGGUGGAGUACGGGAUCGGAACUGGGCUGCCGUACAGGAGCUGUUGAGGGCGGAUGCAGCACGGGCUUCGGAGCUGCUUCCCCUGAUGCACCAUGAACGACUUACUUUGCGGGGCAUCCCGGAUCUUCACCCCGGCAUGAACCGCGGGGCGGCGGUGCUGUGUCGUCCGCUUGUGUUCGUGUCACCUCCACUGAACGCGUCGGGCACGCUGUAUCUGAUUUGUGUGGACACGGACAGCAAUUGCUUCGUGCUCGCCCUGACCCACAUUCACCAUGACGCAUUCCACAUGUCUCAGCUGCUCACCAUCACGCACCCGGACUUGAAACAUGUGGACACCGCCUGGCCACCACCCGCCCAAACCCCCCUGUACCGGCCUCAGCAAAAAGCGCCUUCUCCGCCGCCUCCGCCUCCGCCUCCUCCUCCUGCUGCUACAGCUGCUGCUGCUCCUUGUCCUGAAAUGAAGACGUUAGAAUCGGAGCCGUCAGUGGGGUGUGACCCGGGCUGCAUCAGCGCGGUGCUGGUGGACGGUGUCCCGGUUCAUAGGGCCCCUCAGACACCGCUGUUGAGGGGAGUCAUGAGGGCGGUGUGA